AUGGAGGACAUCGCUGUCGAACUAUGGAUGCGCAUUUUUUCCUUUGCCUGCACAGACGACGGUUCCACCGGUCGGUCGCUCUCGCUCGUCUCCAAAUUUUUCCAGGACGUGUCACGCCCAUACCGCCUGCAGAGUAUUGUUCUAAAAGACAGAGAACAACUGCACGACUUUGCGGAGAUUCUGCAGCGUACACCGCCUGAACACCGCCGCAUUCACCACUUGUUUAUCGCUGACCCCCAUCGCCCGCCGCGCAGGACGCUCGCGGCCUUUCCAGAUCUGUCAAGCCUAGGGAAAACAGAGCUCCUUCGUACCCUCGCUCUCUACUCGCUCACUUCCGAUGAAGUGCAGGCCAUAUGGCAGCGGCUCGGUCCACAAGCUCAGUCGGAGAAUGCUGAAAUUCUUGAUCGUUCCAUAAAACAACCCGUGCCAGAGCUAGAAUCCAUCUUGCAGUUUGUAGCACCGACUGUAAGGACGCUCACCGCACACGCGUCUUCGUGUCUAUAUCUACUCACGAACAAGUUCCCCGAGCUCGAGGAACUCACAAUCCUGGGUCCUAACGUCGCUAUUCAGCGUCGGCCCUUUCCCCCAGGGGAUCUGGCACAGCUACCCUCACUCAGGCGCCUCCAUUUGGUCGACAGCUCCGAGUUUUUCAUGCAGUUCGUACAGCGGGCCCCCCAGAUCACCCACCUCCGCCUGACCGGGUUGUCCUUCCUGCGCCAGGAUGCCGUAGAUGCCCUCGGCACUGCUCUCCAUAUUCCUCCCGACCACACGGAUCCGGCCUCUCCUUCAGUCGUACCACAUAACUACCUUCCUCGAAUUGAACGGAUCAUCACCGACUCCCAAAGUGUUCCCACCAAUGCCUCGCUCAUUCGCCGAAUCAGAGGCGUGCAGGGGCUGACGCAGAACAGCAAGGUGACCUUCAUUCAACCCGAUUCCCUAGAAGGGACGAAGCCGUAUGUGUGGAGCGAUGCGAGACGCGACUGGUUACAGCGACUAGAAGAGAAGAACGGGUGUUGGGUCAUAGACCCUUUGAAAGUGGAUCGCGUCCGCUUGACCAGACGUUCGUCGUCCAGGUCGUGA
Fibroporia radiculosa is the source of this 1080-nucleotide messenger RNA. RefSeq lists its product as uncharacterized. The record is from RefSeq and is a predicted model, not a curated record. The coding region runs from base 1 to 1080 and encodes 359 amino acids. The transcript has a single exon. NCBI's taxonomy places the organism in Eukaryota, Fungi, Basidiomycota, Agaricomycetes, Polyporales, Fibroporiaceae.